This is a messenger RNA of Stegostoma tigrinum, 6459 nucleotides long. RefSeq names its product cip1-interacting zinc finger protein-like. NCBI's taxonomy places the organism in Eukaryota, Metazoa, Chordata, Chondrichthyes, Orectolobiformes, Stegostomatidae. Gene Ontology annotation, cellular component: nucleus. Gene Ontology annotation, molecular function: nucleic acid binding; zinc ion binding. The transcript is spliced from 15 exons. The coding region runs from base 142 to 2550 and encodes 802 amino acids. The record is from RefSeq and is a predicted model, not a curated record.
CUGUUUUGGGAGUUUUCCUUCCGGCCGCUCGCGGCAGGUAUUCCUUCUCCCGCGAAUGCAAACGGUCGAAUUUCUCCUCCUUAUUAACAAUAGAAAUUAUCAGAUUUUAAAUCGUGUAAAAGAAGAGAUUUUGUCGGCGUGAUGUUCCCUCAACAACAGCAGCAGCAACACUUCCAACAGCAGCUGCUUCAGCUCCAGCAGCUAAUUCACCAGCAGCGGCAGCAGCACCGCCAUCCACAUCCACAUCCACACCCGCACCCGGGAGGCUCUAACCGAGCCAUGCAACAGCACCAGCAUCAACACCACCACCCUCAGCAGCAGCAUCAGCCGCCACAACAGCAGCAGCAACAGCCGCAACAACUAAAUCUACGUCCAACCAGCCAGCCAUCACUCCUUAACCCGAAUCCCAUGCUGCAGCGUGCCCUGAUAAUGCAGCAGAUGCAAGGUAGCCUUCAUGGUUACAGCAUGACUGCCCCAGGUCUUCAGCCAUUUUUCUCUCCAGGAUCCAGAGCAUCAAUUCUGGGCACCCCUCCCCUUGGCAUCCAGCUACAGACACCUCGCAUCAGAUUUGGGAACCAAAUGUUCCAGCAACAUCACCGAAGAUUUAACAAAGAUUUUAAAAGAAUGCAUGAUAUGAGAAGGGACCGAUAUCCACCACGACAGCCAUUCCGAGCAACAAUGGAUGACAAACGUGAUACUAGUAAAAUCAAUGAAGAGCAGACAGCAAAGGAAUCAACAGGCAAUAAACUUGCUGAUUCAAAAGAUGCAACUGGCUUAAAGACUGAAGACUCUUCACAAACUGAUGAACCAGAUGUGAAAAGGAGAAGACUUGAGAGUGAAAAUGAUGAUGAUCUCCUUAAACAUUCUGGUGCUGGGGAGUCAGCACUAACCAAGAGCAAAUUGGAAGGAGAAGACAUAGAAAAAGAAACCAGUGAAUGUGAAGGUAGUGGAGCACAGCAGAAUUUGGAGCACAGUGCAGCUAACACAGAGAUGCUGAGCACCAUGAGUACAUUGAAAGUGACAAUUCAGCAGAGCAGUGAGAGUCGGGCAAUCAGUACGUCAGCACCAGAUUCCGGGACCAGGGAUGAUGAGGACUCGACUGAGGAGAUGGAUUCUGUACCUACCAAAUUCAUUUGUUAUAUCUGCAAUGCUAACUGUUACAAUCAGAAGAAUUUUCAAAAACACAUGAAUGGAACUCGUCAUCAUCAGCGACUCCUGGAGAUUCAGCAAAUGAGUAAUGCUUGUCUGGCCACAAUGAUUCCCAAAUCUGAUGGAAUUGGAAGAGGCAGGGAAAGUGACAAGAAACGGCCCAGAUGGUGCAGCACCUGUCAGGCCCAUUUCAGAGGGAAUGUCAUAGAGCAUCGUCGGACCCAGAGACACAAGCUUGCUAAGUACUCGCUGCGGCCUUUCUGCACUGUCUGCAGCCGACACUUCAAAACCCCCCGCAAGUUUGUGGAGCACAUGAAGUCGCCAGAGCACAAGCAGAAAGUGGAAGAGGUUAAGCAGCAGCGUAGCUCCCAGGAUAAAGACCAGGCUGGACAAGAUGAUCCAGAGGACCUUAUCACUGUUGAUGCAGUUGGUUGCUUUGAUGAAGAUGACGAAGAAGGGAUGACUGAAGAGGAUGAUGAUGAUAGCGUUUCUGAUUGUUUAAGUGAUAGGGAUUCUCAGGCAUUGCUGUCAGAGUUUGAGAAGGAGCCAUAUGAUGCUGAGGCUGUGUAUGGCCAGGAAUUUGUGGUCCCUGUGACCGGUUUCCUCUGCAAGCUGUGUCACAAAUUCUACCAUUCUGAGUCCACUGCCAGAUUUACCCACUGCAAGUCACUGAUGCAUUUUCAGAACCUUCAGGGUUACAAAGCACAAAGAGCCCAAGACUGUUUAUCAGCCUCUGCUCAAGACCCAGCUCCAUCUGGGGUGAGCAGCGUUGGUUCAACAGAUGAUCACAAACCAGCAGGUCAGAAAGAGAUGAACACUGACGAAACAUCGACCGAAGCUGCUGCCAGCAAGCCUGAGAUGGAGGAAGCGAGUUCUAAUUCUGAGAUCCAGGCUCCUGUUCUGUUGGGUGUUGAUGAUGCCAUUCCCAGUGUGGGCCAGGACAGUGCUUCCCCUUCUCAGAGUCUCCAGCUCAAGAGCCCCACUGACGGAAGUGGCGAGAUCCCUGAAAGUGCACCUGCCACAGACUUUGAGUGUAAACUAAUUGACGUCCCUGUCCCAAACAGUGAGGCACUAGGCAGUGACAGGUUAGCAGUGGAGCAGGUGGCUGCUCCUGAGAGGUGUGAAGGGAGUUCUAUUACUGGCAGUGAAGCAGCAGAUGAUGACCAGGAUGGAAAUGAGGAGUGUGAUCUCAGCUUGACCAAGGUUGAGGAACCCAGUGAAACAGAGGAUGGUGAAGAGGAGCCCUUGGCCGAGAAGGAAUGUGAAGAAGUGACUGUCAAAGAGGAAAGUAACGAGCCUGAGAUUGAGAGUGAUCAAGUACCCUUGGAAUGCAAUACCCCCAAAACUAGAUCCGGGAGGGCAACUAGAGGCCGUCGUUUCUCUGCAAGACGGAAGAAGUAAUUAAGGAUCUAAAUCUUCCUCUUUUACCAUGAUUGGGAUAAAUCUGGAUCUGUCACUGUUAGGUUCAUGGUGGACUGUCUAUGGUAAUGUAUUUUUCUUCCGUCAGUGAGGGAAGAAUAUCGUGCAAGUCCACUGCUGAUUAUAAACUGUAGUGUCCCAAUGCAGUACCUGUUCAAAAAUAUUUUACCACUUUCUUAUGAAUUAUAAAGUAGAGGCAACUUGGAUGCUCCAGAGAUUUUAGUAUUUUAACCUAGAGCAUUUGCCUUCAGUGUUUGCUUAUGGAAGUAACAUCACUGCAGUCUUUACUUUAUGUACUGCGGCUGGUAAUCCCAUGUGUUUGAACACUGUCCUUUCACUGCUGAUACCUGAACCUUGGGUAUUUUAAAACAAAGUAAUUCCUUGUGGGCUUGGAACCCUAUCUUAAUAAUUUUAAUUUUUAAAGCCUCCUUUCAAAUCAGCAGUUGCUUAUGGAAGACAUUGAGAUGUAGCAUGGCCAAGUAGGGAUGCUCCUGCUUGGUACCCUUUGCUAUUGAUUAUUGCAUUGCAAUACACUGCAACCUUGUCACUGAGUGUGAAGUAGAAAAUGGAAUCAUUUUGAUUAGGGGAUUUCACUUUAUUUAAACAUGAAAGCGCACCUCCACUUGCUGUAAGAUAGAAACUGAUUUUUCACACUGAGCAAUAAAACAUUAUCUGCACAAAGUGUGAGUUGCGCGCUUGCAUUGACAGAUGGUAGGAACAUAAUGUAGCCCACACUCUCAGACCUACCAAGGUUAUUGCACAAUUCCCAGUAUUAAUUCCAAAAUCACUCAUGGCUAACUCUCCUUUCUUCUUAAAGCCCUAGCCAGGAUGGGGGGAAUUGGAGACUGAGUAGGGUUUCUGAGGUGGGGAUCUUUAGUUAAACUAGCACGGUGGAAAGUAAGGGUUUGGGGAAAAGAAAGUUCCUUUGCUUGAGCCAAGAAUUGGGGUGACUCUUAUGCAUGGCUUGGAAUCAGUUGUGAUGGAUUAAAAUUAAACAGCUUAUGAGGAAAACAUUUUUGAGUCCCUUUUUCCAAGCAUCAGUUCCUGGUGCUACAUGAUGCCAUUAAAACAGGUGCAGUUCUUGCAUUCACAUCAGAUGCAUAGUGUGAUACUAUUCUCAGCUUCACUGACUAUUCAACCAAAAUAGCACUAUCUUUAAAAUCCAAAAGAAUUUGGGAUGUGGAUGAUAAUAGCAAAACCACAUUUAUUGUACAUCCCUAGGUAAUUUGAAGAUAUUGUUAGUGGGCUGCCCUCAGUCUUUCUAGAUGUGCCCUUACAAUGAGAGAAUUUCAGUACAUUGAAUUACUGGUAGCAAGGGAAGGCAGUAAAUAUCCAAAGCCCGAUUGUGCACCCUGGAUGUCGGUGUUCUUGUCUGUCUGAGGGAUCCCUUGUCCAGGCACUCUGCAUUUCUAGCAUAUUCAGUUAUAUUAAUAAAAUCUUCCUCUGGCUGAAGGAGACACUAAGACGUUGUUGGUGUAACUUUUAUUUGUGUGGGCUAACUGUAAUAGCGUGUAAUGGCAUGACUCUGUUGAGAUUGAAGUGUGAAAUUACAACAAUUCUGGCUCUUGCUGUUUGUAAUCCAGCAUGAUAUUUGGCCAGGUCUACUUUCCAGUCCUGGAACUGUGUAAUCUAGGUACGGGUUUGGGAGCAUAGUGGUUAAUGGUUGGUACAGGACUUAGCAAGAACUUUUGUGCUUUUUUUUGUCUCUUGGAACAGCCGUGCAAAUGCGAACAAAGUGCCACCCACUUUUCCAAGUAGCAUCACUAGUGUUUUGUUUUAAAUUUGAGUCUGUUUCACUCACUAUUCCAGGAAGUCUGUUUUGAAACCAUGCUGCCUCCAUUAACCUCCUCUUCAGAGAGACUCAUUUCAUGGUUUUGAAAUAACAGAACCAUAAAGUAUAAAGAAAUUACUUCUUUCUUGGGCUUGGUUUGGCUUGCAUGACUGUCCUUGAGCAUUGGCUGCUCUGCCACCCCAGUCCAGGGUUCUGUGUUCUGGUUUAAACUGCCCUUGGGUAAGGAAACAUAAAUAUCCCUGGCAGUACUUCAUUAGGUCUUUAAUGAUAGAACACAACUUAAUUUUACAACUAAGUAACCCCUAUGAGAGUGGCAGUUAAACCUCAUUUUGACUCAGGAUAGAGAUUGAGGGAAAGAGGUGAUUACAGGAGUAUGAGACAGUUUGUGUAAACUCCCACGUUCCUCUCACACACAUACAUACAUACACACGCACACCAUGUUGCAGGUCAGGCUAUUGGAGUUACCUAUGGCCCCAGAUAUUUGCACAGCACCCAGUAAGCAUACAUAGGAUGCUCUUAAUAGAAUAACGAAGUAUCAACCACAAUCAGGAUCAGGAGCAGACACAUCGGGCCUGUUUCAUUAUGCAAAAAGGUCAUGGUAGAUUUUCCACCUUACCUGGACUUUCCUGCUACAUUUCUUAGUAUCUAAAAAUCCAUCAACCCCUGUCUUUAAUGUACUCCAAGACUGAGCAUUUGGAGGCCUCUGCGAUAGAGUCGGGGCAGACUUGGAAUCUGGAACAUUAGAUUCUGCUACCAGGUACGCUGUCGGAGUUCAUACAGGACCCUUAGAAUGAAGAAUAUAAGAGCUGUGUAAAAAGAUUUGGGGGAUAAUUAUCACCAUUAUCUGUUUGACUUGUAUGAUUUGACAUAAAUAAUGCCAAAAAAACCAUGUGGGUUUCAGAAUUGACAGCAUACUCUGCACGGGAUUAUUCACGCUCUCCAAUGCUACUCUAUCCCCAAACUCUUAAUCUCUUUUGUGAAAGGGCCAUUUUCCUCCAUCACACAGCAGAUCUUUACUUCAACCAUCUGGGAGGGAUUAAAGCUGUUGAAAGCAAUAGUGUAUUUGUUUCAUCACACUAUAUGGUUCCCGGCAUUCCCCUUAAUAAUCUGAAUAGCAGUCUGUAAAGCCAGUAUAGACAUGUGAGCAUCUGCUAUUUUUGACUUUCAUAUCACUGCCUCAGAUUAGUCAUUUGAGAAUCUAGUGUCAUAAGCACUUAUGAAUGGAGGUGAUGAUCGUAGGCCCUAUCACUGGGUAUAAGUUAGGUUGCUACUACUUCAAAGAAGAAAAAGAGCAGAAUUCUUUAGCUAAACCCAGAAUUAAUAACGUGGAUCUUUUCAAAUGAAAGAAAAAUACUGUGGAUGCUGGAAUCUGAAACAAACAUGAAAAAUGCUGGAGAAACAUGUCAAGUUUUGCAGCAUCUGUGGAGUGAGAAGCAGAUAAUGUUGAGGCCAAAUGACUUACUUAAUUCUGAAGAAAUCAGACCAGACUCUAUGUUAAUUCACUUUCUUGCUUCCACAGAUGCUGCCAUACCUGCUGAGUUUCUGCAGCACUCUGUUUGUGUGGGUCUUUCCUGUGUAACUUUCUUCCCAAAUGGUCCCAGUAUUUCAAACCGAGGAGCCAUGUGAAGGAGAUCUGUUCAAAUGAGCCAUCCACUUCUCCACUAGGUGCUUGUUUACACCUCCGAGAUGAACUAAAACAAAGGUAAAAAGAUGGCGUCCUCUCCCAUGGAGAUCCGCUCGUCAUAACCAUCAAUAACGUUGAAGAGGUACUACCACUGUAGACAGUGAAGUGCGUAUACUCUCUUCACCUGUUUUACGCAUCCUUGACCAAGCUGAUACGUAAAAUGUCACAAUAAAUGUAUCAUCAGCAUUUAGCGCUCAAUUCCUUACAAAUCCCCGAAGAACACUAUUGGAAUUGUAGUAAAGGAAUAUUUUGGAUGGACAGUGUUCAGUGUAUUUAGAGUAAUGGGGUGUUUAAAUGCUACUUUUUUUUGAAGAUGGUUGUCCCUUUUACUGUUGAUUAAUUUUUUAAAGUCAUUUCAUGUUGUUUGUGAGUAAUGUUUUUCUUUAUUCUAAAUAAAAUACUGUUUUCAUUGUAA